Molecule: messenger RNA, 948 nt
Organism: Aspergillus nomiae NRRL 13137
Lineage: Eukaryota; Fungi; Ascomycota; Eurotiomycetes; Eurotiales; Aspergillaceae
Product: histidinol-phosphatase
Exons: 3
Coding region: 1-948 (315 amino acids)
Biological process (GO): L-histidine biosynthetic process
Cellular component (GO): cytoplasm
Molecular function (GO): histidinol-phosphatase activity
Source: RefSeq, a predicted model, not a curated record
AUGCCUUUCUCCCAUCACUCACAUUCUGGAGAGUUUUGCCCCAGCCAUGCACAGGAUUCCUUAGAACAAGUCAUCCAGGAGGCAAUUAGGCAAGGUAUGCGGGUGUUUUGUUUGAGCGAGCAUAUGCCGCGUGCCGAUGAGGAAUUAUAUGACGAAGAAAUCAAAGCUGGCGUAACUUCUUCAUUUUUACUUAGUAACGAGGAACGAUACUUCUCAAAAGCAAUUCAAUUGCGGGAGAAAUACGCCUCUCAGAUCAAAAUUCUCGUAGGCUUCGAAUCGGAAUGGAUUGAAAGUAAUUCUUCACUGAGGCUGAUACACGAAUCACUAUCCAAGUAUCCUUGGGAGUUUUUCGUUGGGUCGGUCCACCAUCUUCAUGGCAUUCCUAUUGAUUGGAGCCGAGAGCUUUACUUGAAGGCGCGGGACAUAUCCGGCGGAACAGACGAACGCAUGUUCGAAGACUACUUUGAUUUACAUUUCGAGAUGUUGCAGAGUUUAAAGCCCCCGGUAGUCGGUCAUUUCGAUUUAAUUCGACUUCAUUAUGACAGUACAAAGUCCUCUACAGAAGGGCUACGCAAAUGGCCGGGUGUUUGGGAGAGGGUCGUGAGAAAUCUUGAGUAUAUCUCAAACUACGGAGGGCUUUUGGAACUCAAUUCAGCUGCACUGCGGAAGGGGCUCGAUAUGCCGUAUCCCUCAGCAGAGAUCUGUCAAGAAUUCUUGGCCAUGGGUGGGCGAUUCUGUCUUUCUGACGAUAGCCAUGGUGUCGCUCAAGUUGGGGCCAAGUACCACGAGAUGUUGAAAUUUGUGAAGGAACAGGGAAUCCAGAAGCUCCACUUUCUGGAGCUUGCCCCUGAAGAAACGAGUGAGGUGGUUGACUCGAGAUUUCCACGGACGAUACAGAAGAGUUGUUCUCUGGCAGAGGUGGAGGAAUUGGAAUACUGGAAGAGAUGA